This is a messenger RNA of Helianthus annuus (common sunflower), 822 nucleotides long. Its product is annotated as probable ATP-dependent RNA helicase ddx52. The coding region runs from base 1 to 822 and encodes 273 amino acids. The transcript has a single exon. NCBI's taxonomy places the organism in Eukaryota, Viridiplantae, Streptophyta, Magnoliopsida, Asterales, Asteraceae. The record is from RefSeq and is a predicted model, not a curated record.
AUGAUGUUUAUUAAUGAUGAGGAAGAUGUCGAAGAGGAUGAUGAUGAAGAGGAUGAGGAUGAAGAUAAAGUUGAUGAUGCAGAUGAUGUAUUCUCUGCAUGUAGUCACAGUGAUAAUGAUGAUGAUGAUGAUGAUGACAAUGAUCAGGGUGGUACUGGUAUUAAAGUUACUAAAGCUUCGAAUGAACAAAAUGUUGAUAAUUUUCUUCAUGAUGAUGCGAAUGAAGAGGCUGAAGAUGCUACAAGAGAGGGGGAGAAUGUGGAUGAUCAAAAUGUUGAUAAAGUUGAGAAGUUGAUUCUACGUCUAGAGCCUGAGGUAGAGGAAGGAGAAAUCAGGCAUACAUACACAAUGGCUGAGAUUAUUGAGUUGACAAGGAUUGAUGAUCCUAACUUCAAGUUUGACUUUGAAGAUGAAUUGAAUGCGUUUGAUAUCAACAACAUCCUAAAUAUGAGUACAAGUAUGUUGAAGAGGCAGACAUCUAUGAUAGAGUUGAGGUUGAAGAUUGAUGAAGAAAGUGUGAAUGAAGACACUUCUAACUUUCCAACUCUUGUUAAAUUUUUUAGUCAAGAGAAUGCAGAUGAAUUGAGAAGGAAAGUUGCUGAAUGUUUGAAAGAUAAAAACUUUGAUGGUACUACGAAAGAUGCACAGAAUGAAGAAAGAAAGAAGUGGUUUAGAAAGAGCAAUGAAAGAAAGUUUAAGCGGCCAUUGAAUUACUACAAAAGAGACAGGGAUGUGUCACUCGUGGAUAUCAUCAGUUGGGGAUUCUUGCCUCAAGUGAAUGCGUAUGCUAUUCGACGAGAAUUUGGAGUGCAGUAUUUUUAA